AUGAUGAGUCAGACCUUGCCAAUGGCUGCCAUGUUCAUGAGAAACAAAAUCAUGUCGUGGUCGUCGGUGUUCUUGGCUCUCCAGACUUACUUGUCUGAGCCUAUCAACAAGCCAGCUACCUCCAGCGACACCGCAUCCCAGCCUCCAUUGUUGAGAUUAGCAUUUGCCCUCAUCUCGUUGCUUACCUGCUACGUGGAGUUCUUCUUUCCUUCUACCAGUCCAACUUUGAAGAGAGCUGCUAUUCAGGCUGCUGAGUCUGUGACUUCUGCUGCUGCCGAGGCUGUCUCUACUGCUACCGAAGCUGCCAGCUCUUUGUAA
Molecule: messenger RNA, 318 nt
Organism: Sungouiella intermedia
Lineage: Eukaryota; Fungi; Ascomycota; Pichiomycetes; Serinales; Metschnikowiaceae
Source: the annotation of a GenBank genome assembly